AUGUCUUCCUACUAUCAACAUUUCAACGCUCAUCAACAGCACACAGCCCCUUCAAAUGUUCAGAGUGGAACAGUACAUAACCGAAGUCGCCGAAAUGCACGUCUACCACAGAACAACCACAACAGAAACCAGAAGGGUGUGAAGCGUGAGGAGGAGGCUGCAGCGGUGAUAAUUUAUCGCCGAACAUUUGAAUAUGCUCGAUCAUUUGAUUUAGAAGAUGAUGCAGAGUUCUGUCCUAAUAUCUUGACGGAAGAAGAUAUGGUAUCAAUGAAUGGUUCUGGCUCUGAUCGCUCUUCGUUGGCCAGUGGAUCUCCCUCAAGUUCGCCACCCACAACAGUGGUAUCGCCUGCUACGAACUUCGCAUUCAAUUCCAAUUCUCAUCCAUUCAUUCAUUCCGGUUUCAAUAUUUCACCAUUGAAAAUUCAUCAACCUUCUGCUACACGUAUUGGGAGAAACGCUAUUCCAAUAGUGAAUCCGAAUGAUGGAGGAUUGAUGUCGAGCCCGCCAACCUCAGUAUCACCCACCAGAAUGCAACAACAUCAGCAACAAGCAAGGGCUCCUGUCCGAUUUUAUUAA
Molecule: messenger RNA, 576 nt
Organism: Sclerotinia borealis F-4128
Lineage: Eukaryota; Fungi; Ascomycota; Leotiomycetes; Helotiales; Sclerotiniaceae
Source: the annotation of a GenBank genome assembly